Molecule: messenger RNA, 2136 nt
Organism: Mercenaria mercenaria
Lineage: Eukaryota; Metazoa; Mollusca; Bivalvia; Venerida; Veneridae
Exons: 2
Coding region: 367-1554 (395 amino acids)
Source: RefSeq, a predicted model, not a curated record
CUCUAUUGCUUGAAAACUGGGAAGGACCCUAGAUAAUAGUACAAUAACCUUUUGGACCAAGCCCAUUUGUGUGUAAAUUCUCCUAUAAAAUGUGAUAUACACUUAGCUGACCGUGACAUAGCAUGUUGCGGUAACAGUCAGGGUAAUGCAAAAUUGUGUUAUCUUUUUCACCGAUAACGCUGAUAAUUUGUCACAUGCGUAUAAUAAAAACUUGGUGUUUAAUCAUUUCGUAAUAAAUUUGAUAAUAUCAUAUAUAUAGUACUUUGUUUUCGAAAGCCUUUAUAUAUAUAAAUAUAUAUAUCACAUUUUCUAAUUUCUGUAGAAGUGUGGAUUGUUACAGCUGAUCACAAUUUAUUAAGAUUUGCUAUGACACACGGCGCGGGAGGUAUUUCUCACGGUGGAGGCGGGGGCUUCAGUGGCGGAGGCGGGUUCUCUUCCGGGAUGUACUUCACGUCACACUAUCACGGCCGCCGCCGACGAAGUGACAACAGCGGGGAUGACGCUGCUUGCUGCUGUACAAUUUGUUAUCUUGUGCUCUUCUUGCUAUGCCUUAUGGAUAUGAAGCCGAGAACCAGGAUAAUACUGACAUGGCUGUAUUGUAUUCUUGGUGCCGGUCUUACGGGAGGUCUGAUUGGUCGACAUCAUUCUUCCCUUGACCUAUCAGCAUCCCCGACAGAUAUGAGAAAAGUCGACAAAGUAUCGCCAACUUUCUGCCAGUCUGUACUGAUUGAUUCUUCCUCUCUGAUAACGACUUACAGGUUUAAAUCGGAGCCGAAAAUCAACCAAACGUCUUCGAUGAAAUACGAAACGAGCGUCACGACAACUUUGAAGAGCGAGAAAUACGAAUACUGGGGAUUUUAUUUACUGGAAGGCUCUGUAGCCGCUGCAACAGUUUGUCCGGAUAAUGGAAUGAGCCUUUAUAUUUUUAAAGGAAAGGAAAAUCUUGACGCUUGGAUCGAAAACUCAUUAUGUAGCGAUUGUUAUGAAAGAAAUUAUUACCUUUUAUAUUGUUCUGGUCCGCAAUAUGCACGGAAAUUCACAAUCAGCGCCUCGCAUUCAGAUCAGUAUUAUUUCCUGUUCGCCAACGAAGGAUACAGCAUAAUUGGACCAGGGCCUACCACAGCAAAUAUUCGUUUCGAAAUAGACAGAAAAGUGUAUGAUUUCGACGAUUCUUCAAUAGUUUGUUUAGAUGAUUUUGACUGUGAUGUUCCAAUUCCUUUGCAAGGCCCUGCAAGUGUUGUAUUUUAUGUUCCACGUGACCGUUCACUUGACACGUCAAUCACAAUUUACUGCCGCCCGCGUGUUUAUAUUUAUGUACUUCUUUUUGCAAUUCUGCCAUUGACUUGUGGAAUCAUUGUGACAUUACUCAUACUUCGAUUAUCUAGAAAAAGUAUUCAGGAACGCACGAGGUCUGAAAGUCAAAUUUUCGCUGUUUCUAAUGGCGACCAACUCCACGGUUAUGCAAAUGAAAGUUGCCAAAUAAAUGUAAGCCCACCCAGUUACACUGAUGCACCACCCAGUUACGAGGAUGCUGUUGCAAAUGGGUUGAAAUAAUCGACCAUAGGCCAAAUGGACGCCACUUUGAAUUUUGUCGGAUAUAAAUCUUCUGAAAAUAAAACCGGCAAUGUAUCGCUUUUUGAAGUUUUUGGACAUCAAUUAAUUGUCGAUUAUAAACAUUCAAAAUUGGUAAGCUUGAUGUUAUUAAGGUAAAUUAAGCUAAUAUAUGUUCUAAAAAAGUUAAGCGGUCUUCAUGACGUGUUUACAGUAACGAACAGGAGAUUAAUUGAAUUGGAAGAUGACUCUACGCAUGCAGAUAUGUAGUGCUUCAUGUUGGUUCCUCUCUCUUAAGGGUAUAAAGAACAAGUAAAUUGCUUCAUUUCGUGUAAAACAAUACAAGAAAAGUUAUUGUGUUUAUGUUAUAUUUAUUAAGGUUGUUACUAGUUUGCUUGGUGAACAAACUUUUACGAUAAAACUGUGGUACAUUUGAUUUUAUCAAGAUCUGGCCUAGAUAUUUGGACUUAUAUGUACAUACGAUAUCUGACGAUGGAAAGAAACGAUGUUUAUAUCCCGUCCGCCCAUUUAUGAAUCAGAACCUGCCAUGACGUAUACUUUAUCUAAAUAAAAGGCUAACGUAUG